Messenger RNA from Paramecium tetraurelia, 1224 nucleotides. RefSeq lists its product as uncharacterized. The record is from RefSeq and is a predicted model, not a curated record. Gene Ontology annotation, molecular function: ATP binding; protein kinase activity. Lineage: Eukaryota; Ciliophora; Oligohymenophorea; Peniculida; Parameciidae. The transcript has 2 exons. Gene Ontology annotation, biological process: protein phosphorylation.
AUGGGUAACGAAUAAAUCAAACCAAGUAUUGCUCAUUCAACUGAAUGGACAUUUAUAAGAGAAAUCAAAUCACAUCCUUUAUACGGACACAUCAAGGUUUACAAAGGACCCUCUGAUCAAUUGCAGUGCUUAAAGACUGUUAUAGUCGAGGAGUCCCAAUAUAAAGAUCAAAUGGAUUCUCUCAAAAAAAUGAUGGUCAAGGAUGUCCUAUCCUAAAACCAAACAAACUGUUCUUCCUUAAUUUGUAUCAAUCGUUUGGAAACAUAAAAACAAGAAGAGUUCUGCUCAAAUUAUGUCAAAAUAUAUUUAACAGCCGAUUAUUCAGAUUAACCAAUUCAAUAACUAAAAGAUGUUAGAUCGUUUAUGCUAGAUAUAAUCCAAGCACUCUCAGUAAUGGAUUCACAAGGUGUAAACAAUUGUCAGUUUUGUCCUGCCAAAAUCCUUUAAUUUGGAGAUCGAGUUAAAGUUGUUAAUACUUAAUUAUUUACAGAGAUUUCUGAUUAUGAAUAACUCUACUUUAACGAAGUGUCUAAAGAUGAUUGGAUGAUUGCACCUGAAGUAAUGAAUUCUUUGAAAGUUAAUUGUCCUCCUACAUUCAAUAGUGAAUCAGCUGUUAUUUUUAAUUUUGGAAUCAUGAUGAUAAAUUUAUUAACUGGAGUUCAUCCCAAAGAUGCAUCCAUUUAUGAUUAUAAGAAUUUUGCUCUCAAAGAUAAUUUGUCCGCCUAUGCUCAUUCUAUUGAUUAAUUACAAAUACCAAGUCAUAUCAAAUAAUUAAUCUAAGAUUGCGUUAACGUUAAACCCACUCUCAGACCCACUUUCAAGAUGAUAACUAAUUCAUUAAAAUAAAUUGAAAUUCCACUUCAAGUUUCACAAAUUAAAAAUGAGGAAGUUACCACUAAUCAAAUAUUCAAUCCUUGUUAUGAAGAUGUUAAGAAAGUCUUGAGUGAGUCUCACGUCAAUAAGAACCUUAAUUAUCAUAAUGAAUCCCCUCAGAAGAUUGAGAAAUAGUAGUUUAUGACUGAUACUCAAUAAUCCGCAUAAUUCAGGAAAUCCAAACAAAUUUAUAAUUUAGAAAAUGCUUAUAACUCUAGAGCUUCAAUCUAAUAGAAGUAACCGAUCUAACAAGCCUCCACCAAAAUAAAGACUUAAGCAAAAGUAUAAAAAGUGAAAAGCCCAAACAAAAAGCCUAAACCAAUCAGGGCUAAUGGGAAUCACCAAAAAUGA